CUUAUUUUGACUGUGACACAAAAUGCGGAUGUGGAGGAGUGUGUUGUCACUUCCGGUCCGUGCCUCCGUCCGCUCCGUCUCCGGCUACUUCUGUCUCAGGUGAUGGAUGCUCAAAAGGAAGCUCUGCGCAGGAUCAUCAGCACCUUAACCAAUAAGAGCGAGGAGCUCCAAAACUUCUUGGAAUCAGUCGACCACACGUUGACAGGCCUGCAGGAGGAGUCAUGCAAGGUGAUGUCAGAGUUGCAGGCGGAAAUUGAGCAGUUAUACACUGCUCUGGAGGAGAGGGGGGCGGAGCUCCGUGAUAUUAUCAAAGAAGAGAAGCAAAGGAAGGAGAUGGAGCUUCAGAAGCAGCUGUCAGAGGGAAAGUUCGCUUUGCUGUCAUGUGAGGAGCUUCUCGACUUUGCCAAUCAGACGCUGAUCAUCACCAAUGAAGAAGAAUUUCUCACGGCUGCAAAACAAAUCAAAGAGCGGGUAACAAUGGCGCCGGCUUUCCGGCUGACGACUCGGCCUGCGGUGUCGGACCACAUGUCGCAGUUUACUGUGGACUUCAGUGAGGAGAGGGCAGGGCUUCUGCGACUUCACUUCCUGCCAGUGCCCAGACCGCCACAAAUUGAUGCCUCCAGUUGCAUCGUCCGUGACAACGCCAUCACGGUCACCUGGCGACCGCCCGGCGAGGUGGACAGCAGCAGCGAUGGCAGCAGCGGACCGACUGAACGCUACGAGCUUGAAUACCGGAAAGCGGAACGCGACAGUGCGCCACGAGCAGCAGCAGAGGCGUGCUGGGAGAAAGUCUGUGACAUCACAGAGAUGCAGGUCACCAUCUCAGGUCUGAAGUUCGAUUCACGCUUCAUCAUCGUUCGAGUACGAGCAAGAAACAAAGCGGCCGCUGGUGAAUUCUCAGACCCUGUUGCCAUAGAAACGCCAGCGUAUAACUUUGGCUUUGAUGCUUCAACCGCUCACACUGAGUUGAAGGUUCAAGGUGACACAGUGACCUGGGAGCCACAGGGAGUCAAAGGUCAUGAUCCCCGAAUGAGAGGCAAAGAAAACAAAAGCAGCAGCCGGAGCGCCACGCCGUCGCCCAACAAGACGGCCGCCAGUCGUGGAGGACGCGACCGAUUUGCCGGGGAGUCGUACACAGUGCUGGGUGACCAGGAGAUGACUGAUGGUUGUCACUACUGGGAGCUCCGCCCCCUGGCUGAUUGGAAGUCUUUUAGUGUGGGUGUGGCGUAUCGGGCCAGCCUGGGACGCUUUGACCAGUUAGGGAAGAGCGCUGGUUCAUGGUGUCUCCAUGCCAGCCAAUGGCUGCAGAGCUCUCUCGCCGCCAAACACAACAACCGAGCGAAGACCCUGGAUUGGCCAUUGCCUCAGCGAAUCGGAAUCUACUGCGACUACGACAGUGGUGAUUUAUUGUUUAUUGAUGUUGAUCGUCUUCGUCUUCUUCACGCCUUCAAAACAAAGUUCAGCCAGCCGCUCAUCCCCGCCUUCACUGUUUGGUGUGGCGGUAUCACCAUAGCAACAGGUCUUCAGGUGCCGAGCUUCAUGGGAAACUUCCUGUCGACUAGUCGGAGCCUCAGCAGCCCAUCCCAGUGACUGAUUAUUUUAAUGAGUCAUGCAAAUAUUAUCACUACUGUUGGUCUGAGCAGCAGUUUUCUAUCUGAUUUACUAUUUACAGAUUUUACUCUACUGUGAAGCUUUUAUUGUGAAAGUCUAGAACUGAAGACAGUUUGUAGCUGGGACUUUUACUUUGAAAUCUGCAGGUGUAAUUUAUUUUAUUUUAUGUUUACCUUGUGAGAGACUUUUAUUCUGAAAGAGUGGAUUUAGAGGUAGAGCUGCACAUUGCUACUGAACUUUAUUUUGAAACUCCCAGUUCUGACCACAUGACUGACUUUUAUUGUGAAGGAAUCAGGGUAGAAGUUUUUAUGAAAUAAUUGAUUAAAAUGUAAAUUUAUUGAUCUGAUCAGAAUCAAUAUUUUCUAUCAAUGAACACAGUUUAAAUAAUAAGAGCACACAUAAAACACUAUCAAAAAUAUGAUCCUAUCAAAAUAAAACAUGAAUUAAUUCUGAAUGCGCAUAAAUGUUUACAGUGUACUACACCCAGCAGCCAAUCAGGAGAGAGGAAGUGUGACAUCAUCAGCUGUUUGCGACAAAUGAAACUUGAGCAUUAUUAUUCAGAAUCAUUGAUCUGAAGCUGAAAGCUCCUCGUCAUCAAUCUUCUUCAGAUGAUCCUCUGUGCUCGUCUUCAUCUCUCCUCCUCUUCCUCCUCCUCCGCCUCCUUCCUGGAGACCUCAUAUAGGCGAAAGGCAGCGAAGGCGGUGGCGAGCAGACAGGCGGCUCCAAGAAUUGACCACCAACUGAAGGAGGAGGAGGAGGCUCCCUGCAGAGAGAAGGAGGAGGACGAGGGAUGACAUAAUGUCAUGUCAGAACCAGAAAUCAAUAAUCAAUAGUUUGAUGGUUACCGUGAUGAAGCUGUAGAGUCCAAAACAGAGGAGGAUGAUGACAGAGAGGAUCUGAAUGCAAACGGGAGGGCCAGAGUCAGCUGACAUGAUUAAUCCUUUGCAAACCUCAGCAGCCAAUCAGAGCGCUCAAUUUCAGAUUUAAAUUCAAAAUUUAAAUCUGAAAACAAGUUUCUUAAGAAAAGAUUUUUUUAUAGUGGAAAUCCUGAUGAAAAUGUGUAUGCUGUCACACUGAGAUAAACAAAAUGACUUUAAAGAUGAAAAAUGAAAAUUUUACAAAUAUAAAAACUAUAAUUAAAAAAACAACCUGAAUGGAAAAAUCUAAAUAAACAGAGAACUAAAAAAGUGAUUAAACAUAAGACAAAAACACAGUGGUCGCAGCAUCAACGCUGAUCUGAGCGAAACAUUUAUAACAGCGCUUUAAUCCCACACUGUAAAAAACUCCACCAUCAGCUGAUUACACUGUAAAAAAAAACAGGCCAUCAGCUGAUUACACAGAAAAAAAACUCACUUUCAACAGAGAAAACUUUAAUUUUAUUUUUAAUUACUGUAACUUUCAUUUUCUUUCUUACAUAAUAAGACAGAAUACUGACUAAAUAUUAGCAAUAAAUGUGAAAUGCAAAUAAAAUAUACAAACAAAUAAUUACAAAAAUAUAAAUUGUAAUUAAUUAAGAUUAAUGAAGGUUUGUGUAAAAAUGUUUUAUUUAAAGUGAAAUAAAGCUUAUUGUGGGAAGAAAUGUUUAAUAAACCUGCAGAUGUUCUUUAAAUUAAUCUUAUUUAUCAUUAAUCGGUAAUCAGAAAAGGACUGAAAGUCAUUUUUUGUUGAUGCAGCGUUCACGGGAUGCACCUCAGC
Messenger RNA from Archocentrus centrarchus (flier cichlid), 3306 nucleotides. RefSeq names its product fibronectin type III and SPRY domain containing 1-like (gene fsd1l). The transcript has 13 exons. The coding region runs from base 103 to 1590 and encodes 495 amino acids. Gene Ontology annotation, molecular function: protein binding. The record is from RefSeq and is a predicted model, not a curated record. NCBI's taxonomy places the organism in Eukaryota, Metazoa, Chordata, Actinopteri, Cichliformes, Cichlidae.